AUGGCAUUUAAAACGGGCAAGCGACUCAUAGUAUGCUGCGACGGGACCUGGGAGGACGCAACAGCAGAUUCCGAUCAACCGCCCUCUAACGUCACUCGCAUCUCCCGAGCCUUGAGCCGGACAGCUAUUGUCGAGGAAGAUGGCCAAACACGAGAGAUUCCGCAAAUCGUGUACUAUCAAAAAGGCGUAGGGACGGGGAUUGGAGACAAGUAUUUCGGAGGAGUUACAGGCAUUGGACUCAGUGCCAAUGUACGAGCCGCUUAUGGCUUUCUUGCCGAAAAUUACAAUGAAGGUGAUAAAAUAUACUUCUUCGGAUUCUCGCGCGGUGCGUAUACAGCUCGAGCCAUCGCCGGAAUAGUCUGUCAGCUGGGACUUUUGACACCACGGGGGAUGGACAAUUUUACCAACGUGUAUAACGACUUCUACAGCAGAAAAGUAGAUGAAUAUAGUCCUGAGAAACGCCGGCAGCUCGGGUUUCGAGACCCGCUGCCACGCUUUACAGUCGAGAUUGUAGGCGUUUGGGACACGGUUGGUUUUCAUAAAAGCUGGCUCGGUCGAUUUUUGGGGGAAAAGCUUGAGUUUCACAACACAAUUCUUUCUAGGGAAGUCAAAUACGCCUUCCAUGCCUUGGCCCUCGAUGAGAAUCGUACCGCAUAUCAACCAACGCUCUGGCAUAGCCCCGAUAACGCAGAGGGCCAGGAGCUUCUACAGGUUUGGUUUUCCGGGGUGCAUACAGAUAUCGGCGGAGGAGGCAACGACCCGCGUCUUUCAAACAUUGCCCUAGCAUGGAUGGUCGCGCAGUGCACAAAGUACAAUCAACUUAGCUUUGACGUAGAGGGGUACCUGUUCGAUAUACCUCCUGCUACACUUGAGACCGACGCAACACCGCUAUGGGCCACGGCUUUGGGUAAGACCCCUACGGGCGGCUUCACUCAAACUCUAGAGUCUGUCCUUGGAGGCACUUCUAAACGAACACCACUCGCAUACAAGCAACCAGGAUCCACUCCCCGUCCAACAUAUGAGAUGAUUCAUGUCUCAAUUAAGGAUCGCGGUCUCUCUUCAGCAAUUAGCGGUCCCGUUUCAUGGCCCUGCGGUGUGGUAGGAGCCCAGAAGAAGAGCGGCGAAUGGUCCCUGGUGGAUGGGAAAGAGCUCGUGGAGACAGUGCCGUUGGAGGGGGAGGUUUUCAUGAAAGGAAGGAUCCGGAUAGUGCAUGUUAAUAAGGUAGACUGA
Messenger RNA from Aspergillus ochraceoroseus IBT 24754, 1230 nucleotides. Its product is annotated as T6SS phospholipase effector Tle1-like catalytic domain-containing protein. The record is from RefSeq and is a predicted model, not a curated record. The transcript is spliced from 3 exons. Bases 1 to 1230 code for a protein of 409 amino acids. Lineage: Eukaryota; Fungi; Ascomycota; Eurotiomycetes; Eurotiales; Aspergillaceae.